Mesitornis unicolor (brown roatelo) is the source of this 1141-nucleotide messenger RNA. Its product is annotated as protein polybromo-1-like. Gene Ontology annotation, molecular function: chromatin binding. The annotation marks the transcript as partial. The record is from RefSeq and is a predicted model, not a curated record. Gene Ontology annotation, cellular component: RSC-type complex. Gene Ontology annotation, biological process: chromatin remodeling. The transcript has 7 exons. NCBI's taxonomy places the organism in Eukaryota, Metazoa, Chordata, Aves, Mesitornithiformes, Mesitornithidae.
AAUUGAAAAGAUGUGGGUGCGAGAUGGAGCCGCAUAUUUCUUUGGUCCAAUCUUUAUACAUCCUGAAGAAACUGAACAUGAGCCAACUAAAAUGUUCUACAAGAAGGAAGUGUUUUUGAGUAACUUGGAGGAGACCUGUCCAAUGACUUGCAUUUUGGGAAAGUGUGCAGUUCUGUCAUUCAAAGACUUCCUCUCCUGCAGACCAACAGAAAUCUCUGAAAACGAUGUUUUCCUUUGUGAGAGCCGCUACAAUGAAAGUGACAAACAAAUGAAGAAAUUCAAAGGGCUGAAGAGGUUUUCGCUCUCUGCAAAAGUUGUAGAUGACGAAAUAUACUAUUUUAGAAAACCCAUAGUUCCUCAGAAGGAACCAUCUCCACUACUGGAAAAGAAGAUCCAGCAGCUAGAAGCAAAAUUUGCCGAGUUGGAAGGAGGUGAUGAGGACAUGGAAGAGAUUGGAGAAGAGGAAGGUGAUAUGACUGAAACACAGUCUAUGCCUCAGCUUCAGACCCCGCUAGCUAGUGAACUGGAUAUAAUGCCUUAUACUCCACCACAGUCUACUCCCAAGUCUGUUAAGGGCAGCACCAAGAAGGAAGGAUCAAAAAGGAAGAUCAACAUGAGCGGGUACAUCUUAUUUAGCAGCGAGAUGAGAGCUGUGAUUAAAGCUCAGCACCCAGACUACUCCUUUGGAGAGCUCAGCAGGCUUGUAGGAACUGAAUGGAGAAACUUGGAAGCAACAAAGAAAGCAGAAUAUGAAGAGCGGGCAGCUAAAGUUGCUGAGCAGCAGGAGAGAGAGCGAGCAGCACAGCAGCAGAAUUCCUCCCCCCGGGCAGGCACUCCUGUCGGGGCUCUUAUGGGGGUGGUGCCGCCACCAACACCAAUGGGGAUGCUCAAUCAGCAGUUGACACCCGUUGCAGGCAUGAUAAGUGGCUAUCCACCGGUGCUGCCACCUUUGCAGGGCCCAGUUGAUGGCAUUGUUAGCAUGGGCAGCAUGCAGCCACUUCACCCAGGGGUGCCCCCACCCCACCAACUUCCGCCAGGUAUGCCAGGCAUCCCAGGCAUCCCACCACCCGGUGUUAUAGGCCAAAAUGUGUCCCCCAUGGUAGGCACUCCAGCACCCGGAGGAAGUCCUUUUGGACAGCAG